Neolamprologus brichardi is the source of this 5896-nucleotide messenger RNA. The record is from RefSeq and is a predicted model, not a curated record. NCBI's taxonomy places the organism in Eukaryota, Metazoa, Chordata, Actinopteri, Cichliformes, Cichlidae.
AGCGGGGGUGGAGAAGACGAACGGAACGCCGCCGCGAUCAAGGCUCCCCCUGUCUUUCUCUCUUGCCACCACUGUUUGUCAUUUUCUCAUUAUUAGCUUGUCUCCGUUGUUCGGUUUGAUCUGAAGCAUCAACAGUUUGUGGAAUAUUGUAGCAACAGCCAAAAUACCGCUGACAAAAGGGUGAAAAACAUGAGUGUCGAGGCGUACGGGCCGAGCUCGCAGACUCUAACGUUCCUGGACACCGAGGAAGCCGAGCUGCUGGGAGCGGACACUCAGGGCUCCGAGUACGACUUCACCGAUUUUACCCUGCCGAGCCAGACCCAGACUCAAGGCCAAACCCAGAGUCAGCUAGACGGCCAGGUCAAUGGCCCUGAUGGUGUGUUACAGAAUGGAGACGACCCUGUUGUGAAGGCCAGCCAAUUACUGGCAGAGUUGAACUUUGAGGAGGAUGAGGAGGACACUUACUACACCAAGGACCUUCCUGUGCAUGCUUGCAGUUAUUGUGGGAUUCACGAUCCAGCCUGUGUGGUCUACUGCAACACCAGCAAGAAGUGGUUUUGCAACGGCCGUGGAAACACUUCUGGCAGCCACAUUGUUAACCACCUGGUGAGGGCAAAGUCCAAGGAGGUGACCCUGCAUAAAGAUGGCCCCCUGGGGGAAACAGUUUUGGAGUGCUACAACUGUGGCUGUCGCAACGUCUUCUUGCUUGGCUUCAUUCCUGCCAAGGCUGACUCAGUUGUGGUGUUACUGUGCAGGCAGCCAUGUGCUAGCCAGAGUAGCCUGAAAGACAUCAACUGGGACAGCUCACAGUGGCAGCCUUUAAUCCAGGACCGCUGCUUUCUUUCCUGGUUGGUCAAAAUUCCCUCAGAACAGGAGCAGCUCCGGGCACGCCAGAUCACUGCCCAGCAGAUCAACAAGCUGGAGGAGCUGUGGAAGGAAAAUCCCACAGCAACCUUGGAGGACUUGGAAAAGCCUGGAGUAGAUGAGGAGCCCCAACAUGUCCUGCUUCGCUAUGAGGAUGCCUACCAGUACCAAAACAUUUUUGGUCCUCUUGUGAAGUUGGAAGCUGACUAUGAUAAGAAACUCAAAGAGUCACAGACACAAGACAAUAUCACAGUAAGAUGGGACUUGGGCCUGAAUAAGAAGAGGAUUGCUUAUUUCACCCUUCCCAAGACAGACUCAGAUAUGCGGCUGAUGCAGGGAGAUGAAAUUUGCCUGAGAUACAAAGGAGACCUGGCCCCUCCUUGGAAAGGCAUUGGACAUGUCAUCAAAGUCCCUGACAAUUAUGGUGAUGAAAUAGCCAUCGAGUUAAGGAGCAGUGCCGGGGCUCCAGUGGAGAUCCCUCACAUCUUUCAGGUGGACUUUGUGUGGAAGUCCACUUCCUUUGAUAGGAUGCAGAGUGCUCUGAAGACAUUUGCUGUGGAUGAGACUUCAGUGUCUGGUUACAUCUACCACAAACUGCUGGGACAUGAGGUAGAGGAUGUGGUCAUCAAGUGCCAGCUGCCCAAACGCUUCACUGCUCAAGGCCUCCCUGACCUUAACCACUCCCAGGUGUACGCUGUGAAAACAGUGCUGCAGCGCCCCCUCAGUCUGAUCCAGGGCCCACCUGGCACAGGAAAGACGGUCACCUCUGCCACCAUUGUGUACCACCUGGCCAGACAAGGAAAUGGGCCUGUGCUGGUUUGUGCUCCCAGUAAUAUUGCAGUUGAUCAGCUCACUGAGAAGAUUCACCAAACAGGGCUCAAGGUGGUGAGACUCUGUGCCAAGAGCAGAGAGGCCAUAGACUCACCAGUGUCAUUCCUGGCUCUGCACAACCAGACCCGUAAUAUGGACAGUAUGCCAGAGCUUCAGAAACUCCAACAGCUGAAGGAUGAGACUGGAGAGCUGUCCUCCUCAGAUGAGAAGCGCUACAGAGCUCUGAGGCGCACUGCUGAGAGAGAGUUGCUUAUGAAUGCUGACGUGAUCUGCUGUACGUGCGUUGGGGCAGGAGAUCCUCGUCUGGCGAAGAUGCAGUUCAGAUCUAUCCUGAUCGAUGAGAGCACCCAGGCCACCGAGCCAGAGUGCAUGGUGCCUGUAGUCCUUGGCGCCAAGCAGUUGAUUCUUGUGGGUGAUCACUGCCAGCUGGGACCUGUGGUGAUGUGUAAGAAGGCAGCUAAAGCAGGCCUGUCCCAGUCUCUGUUCGAGCGUCUUGUAGUUUUGGGGAUCCGACCAAUCCGUCUGCAGGUCCAGUACCGCAUGCACCCGGCCCUCAGUGCCUUCCCCUCCAACAUCUUUUAUGAGGGUUCUCUGCAGAACGGAGUCACUGCCGCGGACCGUGUGAAAAAAGGCUUCGACUUCCAGUGGCCCCAACCCGACAAGCCGAUGUUCUUCUAUGUCACCCAAGGCCAAGAGGAAAUUGCUAGCUCUGGAACAUCUUAUUUGAACAGGACUGAGGCAGCCAAUGUGGAGAAAAUAACAACGAGGUUGCUGAAGGCUGGAGCAAAACCUGAUCAGAUUGGUAUCAUCACUCCCUAUGAGGGUCAGAGGUCCUAUCUGGUCCAGUACAUGCAGUUCAGUGGCUCCCUCCACACCAAACUCUACCAGGAGGUGGAAAUAGCCAGUGUUGAUGCUUUCCAAGGGAGAGAGAAAGACUUCAUCAUCCUGUCCUGCGUGAGGGCCAACGAGCACCAGGGCAUCGGCUUCCUCAAUGAUCCCAGACGUCUUAACGUGGCUCUCACCAGGGCCAGAUAUGGCGUGAUCAUUGUGGGAAACCCCAAAGCCCUGUCCAAGCAGCCUCUGUGGAACCACCUGCUCAAUUACUACAAGGAGCAGAAGGUCCUGGUUGAAGGCCCGCUCAACAACCUGAGGGAGAGCCUCAUGCAAUUCAGCAAGCCCCGCAAGCUGGUGAACACCAUCAACCCUGUGAGUUUAGUGUGUUAUGAUUAACUAAGUGCAUUUAACAUGCGUUCUACUGCAGGGCGUUCGUCCAACAUGUAUUUCCAGACGCAUGACCAGAUCGGUAUGAUUGGCACAGGUGCCAAUCCCAUGUCCUCCAUGAACAUCCCGAUCCCCUUCAACCUUGUGAUGCCUCCGAUUCCUCCACCAGGAUACUUGGGACAGGUGAAUGGACCUACAGCAGGUCGCGGUGGCGGUCUAAAGGGCAAAUCGGGCAGCGGAGGAGGUGGGGGAACUCGAGGUGGCCGUCAAAGAAACCGUGGAAACCACAGCGGUGGAACCGACCGCGGACAGCAUGGAGGUCAAAUGACUACAAGCCAGACUAGCCAGGACCAGGGCUCCCAGCCGUUCUCCCAGGGCCCUCUGACGCAGGGCUACAUUAACAUGAGCCAGCCAUCACAGAUGAGCCAGCCUGGGCUGUCCCAGCCUGAACUCUCCCAGGACAGUUACCUUGGAGAUGAGUUCAAGUCUCAGAUUGAUGUGGCUUUGUCCCAGGAUUCCACGUACCAGGGGGAGCGGGCCUACCAUGGUGGUGUGACUGGACUGUCCCAGUACUAGACUGUUGCAGGAAAGGAGCUAGGCCUGUGUGAAGCUUAGUUCAUUGGUAUUUUAAUCUGGGUAAUAACAAAAAAGAACAAACAUGGAUACCCGUUUUCCACUGCUACAACCGAAGCACCACUGUGUGAAAGUAACAGGAGAGAGACCGUGAGAAACCAACCAAUCACAAGAGUGAGAGUAAAAAUGGGAGUAGAGCUGGACAGGACGAGAGCAAGACGGAAAGAGUGGGAGACUGGUAGAGGAGAGAAGGCACUGCUGCUCACACGCGAAGACAUAGCAAAGGAGAAAGCUGUUGUCCUCGGAGCGGCGCAGUUGGGAGAGGUGAGACCUUCAUCAGGUCGAGGAGGGCGAAAAGAUCUGAGGCAUUCUGGAGGGGGGAAAGGGGCCGACUGCGUCAUCUUGUCCCUCGCGUGCCCCCGAACCCUCGGAUCUCCAGGCGGUGUGGUUGGGAUUCUUGCUCCAAAAGCUGAGAAAGAAGGAGAAGAGGUGUCUCACACAAGUCCUCCAAGCUAACAACAGGACGUCCACUGUGACUUGGAGUGAGAGAGAAAAACAAAUGGAGACGCAGCUCUUGAAGCAGUUGACAUGGCAACCUUUUUAAACUCAAAGCUUGAAUCGAGGUUCUGCAUUUGAUCACAUUUUUAAGCAACCGGGAGAAACGUUUGGCAUCUCAACAGAACUCAGAAAUGCUUGUGGUGCUGUGCCUCAGAAGUUUAAAAGAAAUUUGAGGACUAACCAGUUAUGGGUCAUUUGCUUUGCUUUCUCAGCUUUGAGUUGGAAAGUUUUCUAAAUAAAGGCUGUUUUCAUUGAGGGUUUUCAGUGACGCAAGCUAGUGUAGUUGGCCAUCUUUCAAGGCGGGUCUUUCCCUAGGUGGUCUGCAAAGAACAAAGUGGUGGAAGAAGCUCUUAAAUGUGUAAACGUAAAAAAGAAAAACAUUUUUGUCUCCAAAUCUGAGCUCCGAAGGCCUGCGGAUCGUGAGAUAAUUUUGUUUUUGUUUUUUGUUUUGUUUUGUUGUUCUUCUUUGUGUCUUUUUAAUAGUGCAAAAGGACGAGUGAGGGCACUGUAACCAGCUUGUAACUGAAUAAAGCUGUCAUUCUUUUCUGCUGACCCCUCCCCCAAAGCUGCUAAAGCUAGCAGAUAGCAGUCGCCAAGCACAUAUAGCUGAAAGCGCCUGAUAAGCCGAAUCAAGAGGGCAGAACUUCCCAAAGAGCCUUGCCCUGAAGUCAGACGUCAUAAAACAUGCAGACGGUGAGACAGAGGUGUAAAUGGUACAUGUGGUGGAGUACUUGACAUGAAUGCUCACUGAAAAGGAGGGUGAAAACAUGUAAGGCUCAACUGUACAACGGACAACUUGGUUUCACCACGUUGGACACAGAUGUUUUGAUGAUGCAUUUGAGAAGUCGACCGAUGACACAUUUAGAGGUUACGCAUCUUAGGUGAAGUUACCUUCAAAUUACGAACACAUGUAACCCAAGUUUAACAUUUAUGUAGAUAAGCACCCCCCCACCCCCCAUUCCUCUUGAUUUUCUUUGCUUUUUGUUAGUCUUUAACCUAUAGAAGAGUGUGAAACUGUUAAAGCAGUAGUACAAUCAUGUUGAGGACAGAGCAGUUAGUUUGGUCUAUGAUGAACUUUGUAUCUCUGUUUCAGUACUCGGUGUUGUAAGUUCUCGUUUCGCACUAGUGAAGCUUACAUCAGUAUCUUUCACCGCCUCAUGUUAUCCAUGUGAUGCUAAAAGCUUUCCUUUUUAUGUUGUUGAAUCCACGAUACUGAAGAACUUUGUCAUUUUCUGAGCGGUAAUGGCUUCGGAUUGUCCACUCUGAGCCAAAGCGUCUUUUAAUAAUUUUAACAUCCUGUUGUAGAUGCUAAGAGGGCAGAGCGUGUGGUGAAGAUUGCUCAGGCUGCCAAAGAGAAAAGGCAUCCACAGGAAUGAAACCUGCGAAGCGUGAAUUAUUGUUUUUUCUUUAAUGCUACAAUAGUCAAGUUAAGUAGGUGUGUCUUUAUGCUGUGUAGGACAUCAAAUUAAUAGUCUCACCCCAUUUAUAUAUCUGUAGAUUUGCUCUAAAUUAUUCUUAGACUCCACAUCUUCAACUUUGAAAACUGCUCUGCUUUACCUUUUACAUAAAAAUCACCAACAUAUAAAACAUCUCAAACCUACACGUGGUUUUUGCACGUCUUAUGAACUGAGGCUAACUUUUGAGUUCUUCCUCUGUACUUUUGCUGUGACCUUGUUUGGCUUAUUGCUGUUUAAAGCUGAAGUGAACAAUGUUUUUAUGUUUGCUGCACUGUUUUUUUUGUUUUUGUUUUCUUCCCACUAACUGAUGUUGGUGCUGAAAAAGUGUACUCACAAAAAGAAAAUCUUGUGUUAAUAAUCUUGGAAAAUUAAAGUUUGCUUCUUUUUGCUCA